This is a messenger RNA of Pseudoliparis swirei, 4326 nucleotides long. RefSeq names its product solute carrier family 27 member 6 (gene slc27a6). NCBI's taxonomy places the organism in Eukaryota, Metazoa, Chordata, Actinopteri, Perciformes, Liparidae. Bases 100 to 1974 code for a protein of 624 amino acids. The record is from RefSeq and is a predicted model, not a curated record. The transcript has 10 exons. Gene Ontology annotation, molecular function: long-chain fatty acid-CoA ligase activity; long-chain fatty acid transmembrane transporter activity.
AUUUAGUGAGCCACGCGCGCGUCCCGGGUUAUCUCCACCGUGCCCCCCUCCCCAACACCCCCAACCCACCCGACCCAUCGCUGCCUGACAGCCGCAGACAUGCCUCUGUCUCUGGGGUGGCUCUCGGCUCUGUUGGCGGGUCUUCUCUGCGCUCACGUCCUGCAGACCCUCUGCUUCCCGUACUUUUGGAGGGACUUCUUUUUCCUGCUGAAGGUGGUGCGUUACGGCGUGAGGCUGGAGCUCUCCUCCAGGCUGCCGCGCGGCGUGCGCACGGUGCUGGACCGGUUCGUCCAGCAGGCGCGGCGCAUUCCGCUCAAGCCGUUCCUCAUCCACGAAGGACGCGUGCACACGUACCGGGACGUGGAGCUGCGCAGCAACAGGCUCGCCAACGUGUUCCUGGAGGCGGCGAAGCUGCGCAAAGGGGACUGCGUCGCCCUGCUCAUGAACAACGAGCCCGACUUCCUGUGCGCCUGGUUCGGCUUGGCGAAGGUCGGCUGCUCGGUGGCGUUCCUGAACACCAACAUCAAGUCCAAGGCUCUGCUGCACUGCUUCCACAGCUGCGGAGCCACAACUCUCGUUGUCGGUUCAGAUCUGGUGGAAUGUCUGGACGGCAUCCUCGGCAGCCUGCUGGAGGACAACAUUCAGGUGUGGGCCAUGAAGAGCCAGAGCGAGCACCCACAGGUGCUCUCUCUGCUGGAUAAGGUGGAGGCUGCCUCCGAUCAGCCCGUGCCGGCGGCGCUGCGUGCCAUCACCUCCCUCAAAUCCCCGACUCUCUACAUCUUUACGUCUGGAACAACUGGGCUCCCGAAGGCCGCGGUGAUCACUCACCUGCAGAGCCUGAAGGCAGCAGCAGGGUUCUGGGCCUUCGGAGCUACCGAAGACGACGUGGUGUACAUCCCUCUGCCGCUCUACCACAGCGCCGCUUCCUUGAUCGGCAUCGGAGGAACCAUCGAGCUGGGCGCCUCCUGCGUCUUGAAGAAGAAAUUCUCGGCCUCCCAGUUCUGGAACGACUGUCGAAAAUACGACGUCACCGUUUUCCAGUACAUCGGAGAGCUCUGCAGGUACCUCUGCAACCAGCCCGAGUCGGCGAAUGACGGCGUUCACAAGGUGCGGAUGGGCGUCGGCAACGGGCUGCGGCCGGACGUGUGGCGGGAGUUCCACGGUCGCUUUGGGAAUGUGAAGAUGUGCGAGGUGUACGGCUCCACCGAGGGGAACCUGUGCUUCAUGAACCACAUCGGCAAGAUCGGAACCGUGGGCCGCUCCAACUUCUUCUACAGGCUCUUGUUCAAGUACGACCUGGUGAAGUACGACAUGGCGAGGGACGAGCCGGUGACGGGUCCCAGCGGCUUCUGUCAGCGGGUGGAGAAGGGUGAGACGGGGCUCCUGCUGUCCAAGGUGAGCUCCCUGAGUCCGUUCUUCGGCUACGCCGGCAGCAAGCAGCUGACCGAGAGGAAGCUGAGGAGAGGCGUGUUCGUGAAGGGAGACGCCUACUUCAACACGGGCGACCUCAUGGCGGAAGACCACGAGGGCUUCAUCAGCUUCAGGGACCGCGUGGGGGACACCUUCAGGUGGAAAGGUGAGAACGUAGCGACCACGGAGGUGACGGAGGCCCUCGGUCAGGUGGACUUCAUCCAGGAGGUCAACGUGUACGGCGUGGAGGUGAAAGGACACGAGGGCCGAGCCGGCAUGGCCGCCAUCAUCACGAGGCCGGGCCUGGCGCUGGACGGCAGGAAGCUGUUCCACCACGUGAUGAGGGAGGUGGCGGCCUACGCGCGCCCGCUGUUCAUACGGCUGCAGGUUGUCAUGGAGACGACGAGCACCUUCAAGCAGCAGAAGUUCCAGCUGGUGCAGAGCGGCUUCGACCCGGCCGCCAUCUCCGACCCGCUCUACGUGCUGGACUACCAGCAGCAGAGCUACGUUCCCCUCACGGAGAACAUCUACCGCAGCAUCAUGACCGGAGAACGCAAGCUGUAGAACCCCGAGUGAGGACUGGGAACGAGGAACAGAGGGGAGGAAAGGAACCGAGAGGAACCGAGAGGAACUUAGAGGAACCGAUAUGAACUGAGAGGAACCGAGAGGAACCGAGAGGAACCGAUAUGAACUGAGAGGAACCGAGAGGAACCGAGAGGCACCGAUAUGAACUGAGAGGAACCGAGAGGAACCGAUAUGAACUGAGAGGAACUGAGGAACCGAGAGGAACCGAUAUGAACUGAGAGGAACCGAAUGAACUGAGAGGAACCGAGAGGAACCGAUAUGAACUGAGAGGAACCGAGAGGAACUGAUAUGAACUGAGAGGAACCGAUAUGAACUGAGAGGAACUGAGAGGAACCGAGAGGAACUGAUAUGAACUGAGAGGAACCGAGAGGAACUUAGAGGAACCGAUAUGAACUGAGAGGAACCCAGAGGAACCGAGAGGAACCGAUAUGAACUGAGAGGAACCGAUAUAAACCGAGAGGAACCGAUAUGAACUGAGAGGAACCGAUAUAAACCGAGAGGAACCGAUAUGAACUGAGAGGAACCGAUAUGAACUGAGAGGAACUGAGAGGAACCGAUAUGAACUGAGAGGAACCCAGAGGAACCGAGAGGAACCGAUAUGAACUGAGAGGAACCGAUAUGAACCGAGAGGAACCAAUAUGAACUGAGAGGAACUGAGAGGAACCCAGAGGAACCGAAAGGAAUCAAAAGGAACCGAGGAACUGAGAGGAACCGAUAUGAACUGAGGAACCGAGAGGAACCGAUAUGAACUGAGAGGAACCGAUAUCAACUGAGAGGAACCCAGAGGAACCGAAAGGAAUCAAAAGGAACCGAGGAACUGAGAGGAACCGAGAGGAACCGAUAUGAACUGAGGAACCGAGAGGAACCGAUAUGAACUGAGAGGAACCGAUAUCAACUGAGAGGAACCCAGAGGAACCGAAAGGAAUUGAAAGGAACCGAGAGGAACUGAGAGGAACCGAUAUGAACUGAGAGGAACCGAUAUGAACUGAGAGGAACCCAGAGGAACCGAAAGGAAUCGAAAGGAACCGAGUGGAACCGAGAGGAACCGAUAUGAACUGAGAGGAACCUAGAGGAACCGACGUUGUGUAGUUAACAGGAUGAGUUGAUCACACACACUUUGUGAAACGUCCGAUAAACAAUCUGCACCUGAAGGCAUCACGGUGGAACAUGUCUGCUGUGUGUUGGUUCUCCGUGACGUCGUAUCCGUCCAUCUCUUCAUUUACAGAUCAAUAUAAAUAUCUGAUGACGUAAAGAUAAUAAAGAGAAGUUCUAAGUAUUUUCAGCUCUAAAAUAAUAAUUAAUAGUCGGGUUAUUCUUUAAAAUUCACGUAUGUAAUAGUUUUACAGUAAAUAAUUAAUAAUGGGGUUAUUGUUAAUAUUAUUAUUAAUAAUAUUCUGUAUUAUAUAAAUUGUUUUUAAUGGUCUUUCUAAAUGGAUACAAAUCCAUUUAAAGUGCCUUAAUUCCACCCGUACUGAAGGGUUCAUUGAUGGAAUUUAAAGGUCCAAAAGUUCAUUUUAUGAGGAAGAUUCAGGAAUGUUUUUAUAAUCUACAAACAAAUGAAUUCUCACAGAUAUUUUUGCUACUUUACUGACAGUGAAAUUGUUUUAAAUGUAUUUGUGGUCAACAAAUUUAUCCAGAGAUGUUUUUCAGUGAUUUUACUUCUUCAGCAGAAUGACGUUGACAAAGUGAUAUUUUUAAUAUGAAGAGCUCAAAGUUCUCGACAUUCAUGUUUUCUUUUAAUUCUGUGAAUGUUUUGAUUCCACGAUUUAUUUAUUCAUUUUAUUACCUUUGCAUUGAAAAUGCGGAAGGUUAUGUUUUGAUCGCCGUGUAUUUGUAUGCGUGCGUGUUAUUCGCAUAAGUAAAAAAGUAUUAAACCGAAUCGCAUGACAUUUGGUGGGAUGAUUGAUUAUUAUCCGGGGACCAUUUGAUUAGAUUUUGGGAUCGAUCGGGUCAAAUGUCAAGGUCAAGGUCAUGAAAAGGUAAAAAUCUUCUUUUUACCAUAGCGCGUCAAUUUUUAUCCAAUUGGCAUGCAACUAAUGCCAAAAUGUUCAUAAUUCAAUGCCCAAUUUUGUGAUAUGCGAAGGUAUGCGCUCUACCGAGUGUCCAUUCUAGUUUAUUUAUGUUUUACUUGGUUGUUCAUGUGCUGCUGCAUUCAGGGAACCCUUCCAGGUGACAUGAGUGUUCACUGAACGUGGGCAGCAUCAGGGCAGGCGGGAUUUGAACCAUCGACCAAAAUAAGCUUAAGAAGUUUCUGCUCACGUAUUUAAUUCCAGUGUAUCACCAGAGAUAAUAUGUGUAAUGUUCUCGUAAAUAAACACAACAGUGACUGAA